Molecule: messenger RNA, 1050 nt
Organism: Neurospora tetrasperma FGSC 2508
Lineage: Eukaryota; Fungi; Ascomycota; Sordariomycetes; Sordariales; Sordariaceae
Exons: 1
Coding region: 171-932 (253 amino acids)
Source: RefSeq, a predicted model, not a curated record
GAAGGGAAACGCCACAGCGGUAACAAUUUGGCGGGAAAUGAUCUAUCCUGGGUGACGCCAGCGCGACUCUACGACUGGCGCUACCGAGCGCUGCAUAGCUCAGUUGUAGUCGGCAAGCUGCUCGUCGCCCGUUACAACAGCAACUCACCAAACUACUCCAAGUAUGCAGCAUGCAUGAUCGGAGGCCGCCAGGGGUUGAGAGAGAUCCAGGACGACGUCAGCAGCUUCGAUGGCGCUCUAGUCAGAGCCCCCGCCUGGGACAUCCUGCACCUCAUACCAUGGAUCUCGAGAUCGCUGCUCAGCAACUGAUCACCACUGCAAACGGCAGGCUACGCGCUACGCAGUUAUCCAUCCUCGUCACCGAGGUCCUGCGACAAUAUGACGCCCAAGACGGCGUCGAAGACAGCAUCAUCAGCCAAUCCGACCAAUACCACUUCGACAUGUCCAGGAUCAUCUGCUUCUGCCCUUCCCACUGCCUCACCCGCACGCAAGCCGACACCGCCGGCAAUAUAUUGGGCGACUACAUUGUCAAAAGCGAUGGUCGAACCGGACAAUUCACAACGGCUUCACCCUCAGCUCGCUUCGAAGAACAUUGGUUUGUCUACUUCGACCCUGACGCCUCCCUCGCCAAGUACGAAUUCAGCUACGAGCGUUAUUUCCUCGACAACUUCACGUCCACCAAAACCCCCCUACACCUGGCAAAAAUACCGGGACCAAAGUCGUGCUGGACUCAAAACAGACAAACCCGGGCCAAGCUACCGCCAACGACUUCGAUGCCCUUUCAUUUCACCGAAAUCACGGUGGGGAAAAUCAUUAUGUACUAUGGCCGCGCCGACGGCUUGAUAUGUCCCAAGGCGUUGCUAGCCUACUACAACACUGCCAUUUCUUCUAUGAACAUUUCAUCAAAAGAAACUCGCUCUUGGCUCCCCUAGUUCAAUGUCCCGGGCAUGCAACACCGCUACUUCGGCAACCGAUUAACGCUCCUUGGGACUAUGGCGUGCCGGGGCAGGCUUUGCAGCUACAGAUGCUGCCGGCGUUGGAUACGGUGCU